Molecule: messenger RNA, 923 nt
Organism: Amphimedon queenslandica
Lineage: Eukaryota; Metazoa; Porifera; Demospongiae; Haplosclerida; Niphatidae
Exons: 6
Coding region: 86-847 (253 amino acids)
Biological process (GO): meiotic chromosome segregation
Cellular component (GO): chromosome, centromeric region; nucleus
Source: RefSeq, a predicted model, not a curated record
UUAAUAACUAGCAAUUAACUUCAUUAAUAGUUGCCAGGAGCAACUGGGGGAGUAGCUGAAAUAAAGAAAGUUGAUAAGGAGGAGAAUGGCUACAAGACGAAAUCAGUUAGUUGCUUUAAGGACAAAAAACAAAGAACUCGUUCAAGCACUUGAUGGAUCACGUCAAGAAAAUCGUAAACUAUUUGUACAGAACAUAGAAUUAAAGAAAGAGCGCCAGCAACUAAUGGAGCAAGUCAGUAGCCUGGAGACAAGACUGGGCCAGCUACUACCAGCACACAAGACACAAGAAUCAUUAGCUAAAGUUAUACAUAACAUGGAACAGAGUCUAACAUAUGCUCGAACACUCUUAACUGAAACACCUUGCUCCUCCUCUUCCUCCUCUCUCUCAGUUACCCCCGUUCACAUACAACCCUCCUCUGUUCACAUACAACCCUCCUCAUCGACCCCAGUUCACACACAACCCUCCUCAUCGACCCCAGUACAGGAGACACAUGGUGUACAGGAUAUGGAGACAGACCUGUUAGAAUUUGAAACCAUUAGUGUUAGCAACAGCAAGGGUUGCUUGCAGUCUACAGGAAUUCACACAUUGAGUACUGACAUUGACAAUACUCAAGAAAAUAUAAGUGAAAUAAGUAGUAGGCCCAGAAGAGCUUGUGCAUCUCUGGUCCAGUCUUACCAAGAACCAAGCUUGUCGAGUAAAAUGAGACAAGACAGGGCUCCUAAAAGGACUCUUAAAAGGGAUACUCCAGCAGUUCAUAGUAAUAAAAGAGGAAAAAGGAUUAGAAGAAAUGACCACCAGGCUGGCCUGAGUGAUAUCACAAAUAAACUGAGUGCAUUCAAGGAAUAAUACCAAAUUAAUAAUUAUAAUAUCAUAUCAAAUCAUCUCAUGUAUUGUAUAUAAUUAUUAUUAUUAUUUAUUAAUG